AUGGGCCCCCGUACCGCCUCCUCAUGCUGCUGCCAGGCCCGUAAUCUGCCAUGGGCCCCCGUACCGACUCCUCAUGCUGCUGCCAGGCCCGUAAUCUGUCAUGGGCCCCUGUACCGCCUCCUCAUGCUGCUGCCAGGUCCAGAGUGUGUCAUGGGUCCCUGUACGGCCUUUCAUUGCUGCUGUCUCCAUCGCCACACUCUGCCAUGUGCCACUUUCAGGUCUCCUCACACUGCUGGUGGGUUCCAUUUUUGUCAUAGGGUGCUGUAUGGCCUCCCAUUGCUGCUGCCUCCACCACCACACUGUGGCUCCACACUCUGGUUUUGGCCCCGUGACUGCCCAAAUGAGUGAAGUGUGCGGUGAUUCUAAGAUCGACGGCACUCAUCUGCAUGUCAUACUGACUGACAGUAUUAUUUCUCUUCCCCAGCAGACUCCAAGGGCAUUUAAAUUAAAGGUACAGUGUUCUGCACUAAUAUAA
Staurois parvus is the source of this 475-nucleotide messenger RNA. The record is from the annotation of a GenBank genome assembly. Lineage: Eukaryota; Metazoa; Chordata; Amphibia; Anura; Ranidae.